AUGUAUAGACAAAUGUCAGUUGAAGUAAAGGUAGUUGUUUAUCAAAAUGGUCUGGAACAAGCCUUUCUAAACUUUGAUGGUACUGGAACAGAUAAGACAAACUGGUUUAGUCAAGAGGGGCUACUAAACAGUCCAUAUUAUGAUAUUAAGACUGCGAGCUCCUCUAUCAACGGUUAUCAUUUUGCCAUUGAAGGCUAUUCCCAUCACCGCAGACGCUUCUUUGUGAGUAAAUUAUUUAGAGAAUGUCCAGGAGAUUUAGGUUGGUUGCUUGUUUAUGAAGGCAGUGACGGCGUAUGUAACUACGAACAAGAAAAUACACUAACGAUACUUUAUAGUCCAGUCAACAGAUCAAUGACGUUUGAAAAGAUGUUCCAAAACGGAUACAGAGCAGAUACGUUGGGAAUGUUUGUCACAUUCAAAGCAUCGACAUGCCAGCCGUUAGCACACCAAGCUGAUAUUUGUUCCACCCCUGUGCACUUAGCAUCUUCCAGUUAUUGCUACCAACUAUGUAAUAAAUCAUUACCAGAGACCAACUUGCGCGGACAAAUUCAGAAACCGGAGAAAGUGCUUAAAGUAGAUAGGAAGGCUACUAGUAAAUACAGACGCUCAAUAACCAGUGCCCCUGACGACAGGUUUUCAUCAAAGACCAUGGGUCUAGUUGGAGCACUGUGCAUUGCGCUCGUAGUUGGAUUUAUCGUAACAAUCGACUGUGUCAACAUUUGUCAGAAAUGUUCAAAGACAAAUAAGGUGACAACAGUGAAGGAAGAUCGCACUUACGAGGUGAAAAGAGGAAUUCCACUAAAAGAAAAGGGCAUGAACAAGGACGUAUGAAUUCGGUUAGAAACCUCCUGGAAAUUGCUGAAAAUGAUUCAAACAAUAUUAACAUGAAACUGAUUGAAUAUAACAUCACCCUUAAUAUAGACUAUUUGAUACUCAGUAACUAAAAAAAUUCAUCAAUCUCCUAAGAACAAAGAUCUUGGUUUCUUAAUGUUUACCAGUGUCCAUCUCAAUUUGCAUACAGAUAUAUUGCAGCAAUAAGAAAGACAACAUAGCUAGAAUAUUGAACAUUAAAAUCUUACAGAUGUAAUAGUAUUGAUGACAAACCCAGCUGAGUAAUAAACAAUUUUCUUUGGAUUUAUAUAGAGAUUGAAACUCAAAACGUCUAAAGAGAACAACAGAGGACUCGUAUGUAUGCAUUGAUAAUGUAUAUUUUUGUUUUAUUUACAGCUA
Mytilus californianus (California mussel) is the source of this 1230-nucleotide messenger RNA. RefSeq lists its product as uncharacterized. Bases 1 to 831 code for a protein of 276 amino acids. The transcript is spliced from 6 exons. NCBI's taxonomy places the organism in Eukaryota, Metazoa, Mollusca, Bivalvia, Mytilida, Mytilidae. The record is from RefSeq and is a predicted model, not a curated record.